AUUCGCCCGCUCAGAUUCUUCCAUGCAACCAGACGGCUACUGCAAGAGAAGGAAGUAAUUUUGUUGUAGGCUUGAUGUCGUCUCACGGUUUCUAAGAGCAUCUGUCCCCAUAGAUUACAUUAGAUAAUCGUGCACAGUCACAUUGUGUUGUGCAGGGUUUGAACGCCACUGGACAAGCAUUUGUUCCUUCAUUGGAACGAGAAAGCUUGGAAGUGCGCCGUUGGUGCUCGUUAAAGGGUUUUUUUUCCGCCGGGGACGGGGCGGCGUGGGUUAAGGAGGGCCUUGCCCGGAUAUCUGUCUAUUAAACCCAAACCUUGCUUUUUGUCGUACCUGGUCAAGCUGUCGCCUGAGCGGCACAUACCUGCGUUUAUCCGUACGUUUAGACAGCGCGGCGGGUUAACCCACGUUUAGGAGCACUCCGAUCGUUUAACUUAAAGACACCAAUGGCAGACAACCUGAGUGAGGCGCUGAAGACGCUGAAGCUCUCGUCAGCAGGAUGCUCCACAGACGCGCUGGAGGGCUGCCUAGACUGCCUGCUCAAAGCCCUGGCUGACAACAAUGUGGAGGCGAGUGAGAAGAUGCAGGAGGUGGGGGUUCUCCUUCAGCUCCCUGCCCUGCUGAGCUCCCCGUCUGCCUGCACCCCAAAAGUGGCCAACAUCAUCGCAGAGGUGGCCAAGAACGAAUUCAUGCGUGGUGUGUGUGUGGAGGCUGGUCUGAUUCCUCCUCUGGUGCAGCUGCUCAGCUCUAAGGAGCAGGAGGUGCUGCUGCAGACCGGACGAGCCCUGGGCAACAUCUGCUAUGACAGCCAGGAGGGCCGGAGUGCGGUGGAGUCUGCAGGGGGGGCCCAGGCGGCCUAUGAGCUCAUUCAGAGUCUUGCCCCACGCACAGACCCCCCUACCGGGAAGCUCUUGACUGUCUUGUGUGGCAUGCUGAUGAACUAUAGCAAUGACAAUGACUCCCUGCAGGCCCAGCUCAUCACUAUGGGGGUGAUCCCCACCCUGGUCAAGCUGUUGGGGCUCCAUGCAGAUAACACCCCCCUCACAGAGAUGUGUCUCAUCGCCUUCGGAAACUUGGCCGAGCUUGAGUCUAGUAAGGAGCAGUUUGCCUCCACCAACAUCGCUCAGGAACUGGUGCAGCUUUUCAGGAAGCAGGUUGAGCACGACAAGAAGGAGAUGAUCUUCGAAGUGCUCGCACCACUGGCUGAGAAUGAUGUGAUCAAGCUGCAGCUGGUGGAAGCGGGGCUGGUGGAGUGUCUGCUGGAUGUGGUGUCACACACUCUGGCUAGCGAACGCGAGGAGGACACGGCCCAGCUCAAGACCGCCUCUGACCUCAUGGUCUUACUGCUGCUAGGAGAUGAGUCGAUGCAGAAGCUGUUUGAGGGUGGGAAGGGGAGUGUGUUCCAGAGAGUUCUGUCCUGGGUCCCCUCUGAUAACCAUCAGCUGCAGCUGGCCGGAGCUCUGGCCAUCGCCAACUUCGCCCGCAAUGAUGGGAACUGUAUCCAUAUGGUGGAGACGGGGAUCGUUCAGAAGCUUCUAGAGCUGCUGGAGCGCCACGUUGAGGAGGGCAACGUCACCGUGCAGCACGCCGCUCUGAGCGCGCUCAGGAACCUCGCCAUUCCUGUGGUGAAUAAGUCGAAGAUGCUGGCUGCGGGUGUGGCUGAGGUGGUUCUGAAGUUUUUGCAGUCUGAGAUGCCACCAGUCCAGUUUAAACUCCUGGGAACUUUACGCAUGCUCAUCGACACGCAAGCCGAUGCAGCGGAUCAGCUGGGCUCUAACUCUAAGCUGGUUGAGAGGCUGGUGGAAUGGUGUGAAGCUAAAGACCACGCAGGAGUGAUGGGGGAGUCCAACCGUCUGCUGUCUGCUCUUAUACGACACAGCAAGUCAAAGGACGUCGUCAGAACAGUCAUUCAGGGCAGCGGUGUCAAGCACCUGGUUACCAUGGCAACGAGUGAGCACAUGAUCAUGCAGAACGAGGCGCUGGUGGCGUUGGGGAUCAUCGCCGCACUCGACCUGGCUCUGGCGGAGAAGGACUUUGUGGGGGCCAAUCUGGUGCAGAUUCUGCACAAGCUGCUGACUGAUGAGAGGAGCGCCCCUGAAAUAAAAUACAACUCUAUGAUCCUCAUCUGCUCCCUGAUGGGCUCAGAGCCCCUGCAUAAGGAGGUGCAGACCCUGGCCUUCAUAGACGUGGUGUCCAAGCUGCGCUCCCACGAGAACAAGACCGUCUCCCACCAGGCCUCUCUGACAGAGCAGCGUCUCACGGCGCAGAGCUAGGGGACUACCACACGCACGCACACACACACACACACACACACACGCCC
Molecule: messenger RNA, 2317 nt
Organism: Clupea harengus (Atlantic herring)
Lineage: Eukaryota; Metazoa; Chordata; Actinopteri; Clupeiformes; Clupeidae
Gene: rap1gds1
Product: RAP1, GTP-GDP dissociation stimulator 1
Biological process (GO): positive regulation of GTPase activity
Molecular function (GO): guanyl-nucleotide exchange factor activity; protein binding
Source: RefSeq, a predicted model, not a curated record